AUGUUCAAGCGUGCCUUGCGAGUGAUACCCAGAAGAACCGUCACUUUCCAGACGUUCAACACCCCGAACCCCAAUGCCCUCAAAUUCGUCGCUGUCGAUAGUGCCAUUGUCCCCCUCGAAAAUAAGCUGUUUGAGUUCACGUCAUCCCACGAUGCCAUCCACUCGCCGUUAGCCCGCCAGCUCUUCAAAUUGGAGGGGGUGCGGCUGGUGAUGUUGGGCCCCGACUUUUUGACCGUCAAUAAACUUGACCACGUCAAUUGGGCUCACUUGCGCCCCGAAGUGGUGGAGUUAGUCGAUACCUUUUUGACGCAAAAGAAGGAGCCGGUAGUGCUGAGAGACUUGCUUGAAGAAGGCGAACGCGAAGCCGCGGCCUCGGAAUAUGAUUCCGAGGUGGUGCUGAUGAUUAAGGAGUUGCUUGAGACGCGUAUUCGUCCCGCCAUCCAGGACGACGGCGGCGAUAUUGAAUACAGAGGGUUUGACGAAGAUACCGGGACCGUCUUCGUCAAAUUACAAGGCGCCUGUAAGAGCUGUGGCGAGCUGGAGGUGACGUUGCGGAACGGGAUCGAGCUGAUGUUGAAACACUACAUUGAAGAAGUGCACAAUGUCGAGCAGAUCUUGGACCCGGAGGAGGAGAUUGCGUUGAAGGAGUUUGAGCGGAUGGAAGCCAACCUCAAGAAGCGGAAAGAAUCGCCGCCCCCUUCGUUGUAA
This is a messenger RNA of Diutina rugosa, 708 nucleotides long. RefSeq lists its product as uncharacterized. Gene Ontology annotation, molecular function: iron-sulfur cluster binding; iron ion binding. The record is from RefSeq and is a predicted model, not a curated record. Lineage: Eukaryota; Fungi; Ascomycota; Pichiomycetes; Serinales; Debaryomycetaceae. Gene Ontology annotation, biological process: iron-sulfur cluster assembly. Bases 1 to 708 code for a protein of 235 amino acids. The transcript has a single exon. Gene Ontology annotation, cellular component: mitochondrion.